CGCUGGCUGCAAGAAAGAGGGGAGGAUUUUGCGCUAUCGCGUAUAUAUACAUAUAUUGACAUUAUACAUACGCGCUAUAUUGUUAAGUGCGAGAGGCACGUCGACGUCAGUCACUCGACUGCGUGAACCUUACGGUCUUUACGCAUAGUGGCUGUAGUUACGUUGACGUGUAAUUAUGAGUUGUGGAUUCGUCACUUGCGGCCCGAACGAGGCUCUCGUCGUCUCAGGAUGUUGCUACAGCAAACCUCUCUUGGUACCUGGAGGCCGAGUGUUUGUUUGGCCUCUCGUGCAACAAGUACAAAAGAUUUCUUUAAAUACGAUGACCUUACAAGUCGAGAGUCCAACAGUAUACACCUGUCAAGGAGUUCCAAUAUCUGUAACAGGCAUUGCACAGGUAAAAAUUCAGGGACAAAAUGAAGAGAUGCUAUCUACGGCGUGUGAGCAGUUUCUUGGAAAAUCUGAAGAUGAGAUACAUAAUAUAGCUCUCGUUACUUUAGAAGGACAUCAACGAGCUAUAAUGGGUAGUAUGACUGUAGAGGAAAUUUACAAAGAUCGUAAAAAAUUUAGCAAGGAAGUCUUUGAAGUAGCGAGCAGUGAUCUAGUCAAUAUGGGCAUUACUGUCGUAUCGUACACAUUGAAAGAUAUCCGAGACGAAGAAGGGGCAAAGGGUUAUUUACAAGCACUCGGUAUGGCACGUACAGCAGAAGUGAAGAGAGAUGCUAGAAUAGGUGAAGCAGAAGCUCGCAGAGACGCUCAAAUUAGGGAAGCUAUUGCCGAGGAACAAAGAAUGGCUGCACGUUUCCUUAAUGACACAGAGAUUGCAAAAGCGCAACGUGAUUUUGAAUUGAAAAAGGCUGCUUAUGAUGUUGAAGUCCAAACCAAAAAAGCUGAUGCAGAAAUGGCAUUUGAACUGCAAGCAGCAAAAACUAAACAAAGGAUUAUGGAAGAGCAAAUGCAAGUAAAAGUUGUAGAACGUAGUCAGGAGAUUGCCGUGCAAGAGCAGGAAAUGUUGAGACGCGAAAGAGAAUUAGAUGCCACUGUACGACGUCCUGCUGACGCAGAAAAAUACAGAUUAGAGAAAAUGGCCGAAGCAAAUAAAUUGCGUCUUGUUAUGGAGGCUGAAGCCGAAGCUGAAGCUAUUAAGAUUCGCGGUGAAGCGGAAGCCUUCGCUAUUGAAGCAAAAGCUAAGGCAGAGGCAGAACAAAUGGCAAAGAAAGCUGCGGCAUGGAACGAGUACAAGAGCGCAGCCAUGAUAGACAUGAUGCUUGAUACACUUCCAAAGGUUGCCGCUGAAGUAGCCGCUCCUCUUUCUCAAGCAAAAAAGAUAACUAUGGUUUCAAGUGGUAAUGGCACUAUUGGUGCCGAAAAAUUAACCGAGGAAGUUUUUAAUAUUGUACAGCGUGUUCCAGAUCUUGUUAAAAAUUUGACGGGCGUGGAUAUUGCGAAGUCGGUACACGCUGCGUAAAUAUGCGAUAUGAAGGAAAAUUGAAUAAUUUCCUUGAUCAAAUUUUUC
Messenger RNA from Mycetomoellerius zeteki, 1513 nucleotides. It is a transcript of the gene Flo1, whose product is annotated as flotillin-1. Gene Ontology annotation, biological process: positive regulation of cell junction assembly; protein localization to plasma membrane; protein kinase C signaling. The coding region runs from base 176 to 1465 and encodes 429 amino acids. The record is from RefSeq and is a predicted model, not a curated record. Gene Ontology annotation, cellular component: flotillin complex; cytoplasmic vesicle; plasma membrane. Lineage: Eukaryota; Metazoa; Arthropoda; Insecta; Hymenoptera; Formicidae. The transcript is spliced from 11 exons. Gene Ontology annotation, molecular function: protease binding.